CGGCGCCGCGAGGCCGGGAGCGGCGGGGAUCCGGGCCGCGUGGAGGUAGGCCUGAGCCGGCCGCGCAGCCCCCGGCCCCGGGAAGGGUGAGGGGGUGGUGACAGGUGUCUCAGGGCCAGGCCGGCUGGCCGGGGGGCAGCGAGGAGAAGCUGGUCCCGGUGCCCGGAGUCAUGCCGGGUGAGAAGCAGCCGCGCUCGCCCUCGCCCAGCUCCGACCAGCCAGUGUACCCCGAGGGAUCUCCUGGCGGAGGAGCAGCUGACAGAGUCCUCGGUGACCCCGAUGGGGGCCUCCCAUUCAGGCUUCUCUCCCAGCCGCCUGCUCUACCCCGCCCGACCCCUGCCACAGAAAUCGGACGGUCACGGUCUCUUCCCAGAAUGAUUGCACCACUGCGGCCGCUCCCGGCCUGGCACUGCCCCCAGGCCCCGCGGUCCUGGCAGCCUUGAGGACAAGAACCCUGAACGGGGUCCCACAGACCCAGAGAAACCACAGAUCUUUGAGGCAACUGGACACUGUCACCUCAAGCUUCCAGGAAAUAGGUUAUAAGAUGUGGAGAGGAGCUUCUCUGGGCCUGAACGGUGUUAUUACCAGAACUGAUGUUUAGAGUUAUGGAUUCUGCUGUACCAGUGCCAAACCCUGGAUUCUGAUGGACCAAGGAAUGUUUGAGUAAAUAUGUUUGGGCGCCGUUCGAACGGACCAAUGAAUGCUCGACGUUUCCUGGGAUUGGCCCUCAACAAUUGGCCAGAGUUCGUCGCCCGCCCUCUGUGCCACGCCUCUUUCCCCACCCCUUCGCAGACAAGAUGGCGGCGCCCAGAGGAGGAGAGGCCGCGCCUGGGGUUUGCUGAGGCUGGUAUCCUUACCCACUCUCCCUUUGGACGCAAAGGGCCGCGAGCCCAGAGGACGGGGGCCGGGCGGGGACAGGGGCACCUGCGUAGCUGGACCGCGAGCCCGCGCCCAGCUUGCGCCGCCCCACCCGGCCCCGGCCCGAUCCCAUCUCUUCCCGGUCUCCUCUCGGUCUGACCCACUGCCAGGCUGUGGCUCGCCACCACUAGACUUCCAGAGCUGAGCCCUCUCAUCCAGCCCGGUCUCACCUCCACUUGAGGAUGUUUGGCGUCUUUCCUCCCAAACAGUCUGCCUUCAAAACGGGGAUUCCUGAACUGGCAUCUGGCCCCGUUUUCCAACACUGAGCCUCCACUUUCUCUAACCCAUUUCUUCCUCAGAUUCUUGAUUUCUUCCUCAGAUCCCUGGGUUGGAGACUGUUCAUUUCCCUUUCAAAUUAAUCCCCGACCCCUUAAGCCAGACUUCCUUUUGGACUAACUUCCACAUCCCUAUCAUGGAGGCUGUGUACCUGGUAGUGAAUGGGAUGGGCCUGGUGCUGGACCUGCUGACCUUCGUGUUGGACCUCAACUUCCUGCUGGUGUCCUCCCUUCUGGCUUCCCUGGCUUGGCUGCUGGCCUUCAUCUACAACCUGCCACACACGGUACUGGCUAGUCUUCUGCACUUGGGCCGCGGAGUCCUGCUUUCACUGCUGGCCUUGAUCGAAGCCUUGGUCCGGUUCACCUUUGGGGGCUUGCAGGCCUUGUGUACCUUGCUGUACAGCUGUUGCUCUGGACUGGAGAGCCUAAAGCUUCUGGGGCACCUGGCCUCUCACGGGGCUCUGAGGAGCCGGGAGAUACUGCACCGAGGUGUCCUCAAUGUGGUCUCCAAUGGCCAUGCUCUGCUGCGCCAGGCCUGUGACAUCUGUGCCAUCGCCAUGAGCCUGGUGGCCUAUGUGGUCAACAGCCUGGUCAACAUCUGCCUCAUUGGCACUCAGAACCUCUUCUCCCUGGUGCUGGCUCUUUGGGAUGCAGUGAUGGGGCCACUGUGGAGGAUGACGGAUGUGGUGGCCACCUUCCUAGCACAUAUUUCCAGCAGUGCUGUGGCCAUGGCCAUCCUUCUCUGGACCCCCUGCCAGCUAGCCCUGGAGCUCCUUGCCUCAGCUGCCCGCCUCCUGGCCAGCUUUGUGCUUGUCAAUCUCACUGGCCUGGUGCUGCUGGCUUGCAUACUGGCAGUGACAGUGACUGUGUUGCACCCGGACCUCAUCCUGAGGCUGGCUACCCAGGUACUCGGUCAACUCCAUGCCUGGCCAUCCUACCACCGGCUCCGUGAGGAUGUUGUGCGGCUCUCUCGCCUAGUACUGGGCCUGGAGGCCUGGCGUCGAGUCUGGAGCCGCAGCCUGCAGCUGGCAAGCUGGCCGAACCGAGGAGGGGCACCUGGGGCCCCUCAAGGUGGCCCUAGGAGGGUGUCCUCAGCCAGGACCUGGCGCCAGGACCCUCUUCUUGAAGCAGGACCCAGAUCUGAGGCUGAAGAGGAGUUGGUCAGGUUGGCCAGAGUGACGGCUGCCCGGGGCCGGGAGAGGCUCAAUGAGGAGGAGCCUGUAGCUGGGCAAGACCCGUGGAAGUUGCUGAAGGAGCAAGAGGAGCGGAAGAAAUGUGUCAUCUGCCAGGACCAGAGCAAGACGGUGCUGCUUCUGCCCUGUCGACACCUGUGCCUGUGCCAGGCCUGCACGGAAAUCCUGAUGCGCCACCCAAUCUACCAUCGCAACUGCCCGCUCUGCCGCCGAGGCAUUCUGCAGACCCUCAAUGUCUACCUCUGAAGAUCCCCUCCCUGCCUGUCCAUCAUCCAUGCUCCAUGCAGCCACCUGUACCAGGACAGCAUUAACAGCUGACCUCUGGUUUCUGGCCUGAAUCCCUUCCUGCCCCCAUAGCUGCCAUGCCAAGCCUCCAAGCCAUAGAUCCAGGACAUUGAGGUGGGAUAUUCUGGAAGAGUGACGGGUGGGGGCAGGGCAACAGCUUUUCCUAACCCAGUGGGUCCUGUGAUGAGUGUGCCACUGUGUAAGGCCCUGAGACUGUUCACUGUGGACCCCCAUCCAGCCUGCCAGGGUCCACCCAAAUGCCAGCUUCCAGGGCUUGCUCUCUGCUUUGGGUUUUCCUGUUGGGGGUUUGCAAGUCUUCUCCCUGCUCCCUCCCCACUUCUUCCCCAGCUUCUGCAGCCACAGCACAUUAGUGUUACUUGGGUGUUUUAGCAGCUUGGGCCUUAGAAUUAUCUGGAACUUUUGCUUUCAGCCCAAGCACCUGUGCUGGUAGGCUUUGGGGGUGGUAUCACUCAGGUGCCCUAAAGCUGCCACUUUUACCUGUCAUGAUCUUAGGAGGCUCUCCCAGCUUGCUCCGACAGCCGGCCUACGAGGGUCUGCCUCUGGGCAGGUGGGGCGGGUGCCCCUGGCUUUGGGACCAUGUAGCCUCUGGCACACCAGCUCCCCUGGGAGCCUCAGGAGGGAUCACCAGACUUCUUUCUACCCAUAACCCUUUCGCUCCCCACAGCAGAGAAAUGACAUUCCCCUUCUGUUUGUCUCCCCUGGCCUUGGGGAAGGCAGAUGGCACAUUUCACUAGGGGCCAGAUACACAAGGGACCAGCGUCUAGGGGCAUGCAGCUCCCUGAGGGGUCUGUCUGGCCCAGUUUCCAGUAAAUAAAGUUCCGUCAAACAGCA
Molecule: messenger RNA, 3523 nt
Organism: Manis javanica (Malayan pangolin)
Lineage: Eukaryota; Metazoa; Chordata; Mammalia; Pholidota; Manidae
Gene: RNF26
Product: ring finger protein 26
Biological process (GO): protein ubiquitination; ubiquitin-dependent protein catabolic process
Molecular function (GO): ubiquitin protein ligase activity
Source: RefSeq, a predicted model, not a curated record